Molecule: messenger RNA, 8393 nt
Organism: Nothobranchius furzeri (turquoise killifish)
Lineage: Eukaryota; Metazoa; Chordata; Actinopteri; Cyprinodontiformes; Nothobranchiidae
Gene: pex5la
Product: peroxisomal biogenesis factor 5-like a
Biological process (GO): protein import into peroxisome matrix, docking
Cellular component (GO): cytosol; peroxisomal membrane
Molecular function (GO): protein binding
Source: RefSeq, a predicted model, not a curated record
AAUUGAAUUUUUAUGAAUAAAUUAGGUAAACGUUACACGUUUUUUGUGUUUGGUAGAGUUUUACAUAAACUGAGUUUUCCUUUUUACUGACAAUACUUAUCUGAAGAAGUUCAUAAAGGAGACACUCUCAUAGCUAAUUACAGCAGAACCAGCUUCUCUUUAUAAAUACACACUGUAGGGUAAUUUGUGUUCUAUUUUUUAUCCAUAAUUAGCUUCCUUGAAACCACAGUAAGUCUUGCAUGAUUUGGGUUAUGUAAUUGUUCAUUCCACUAAUUAGCAAUGACAAAGAACAACAGCUAAAUUGUUCACAUCCCAGUUUGCAUUAAUCACAGGCAUACAGUCUGAAGAAUGUAGCAAUAUAGAUUUAGGCAGAUCAUAAUUUUAGAUUUAAAAGUAAAUAUCAGCUCUGAUCAAGACAAAUUAGUGGAAUAAAUAAACGUGCACGUCUGUGAGGUUCGGUGUUUUUUUUUCCUGCUCUGAAGUGAGGGAGAAAUGUGCUUGAAUGCCUCCUUGUGGAGUGACCAUGUCAGCUCUGGAAGAGGUACCGGAGGGGUUGGUUAGAGAGGGCUGUUGGCAAACAGGAAGCAUGAGCGCAAGAGGAGAAUGAACAGAGAAAAGAAUCGAAAAACUCCGAUGGGAGAGGGGGGAGGGGGAGUCAGGCUGUGGAGAUGAAGACUCACUUCUUUUUCCUGCAAGGCGACCACUUCUCCAUCAGAGAACCACCCAGCAGCAGGCAGUGAGCGAGGAAGCUGCGCUCCCGGUGCGCCUCACUGUCCUCCGCGCUCAGAGAUCCUGGAUGAGCGCUUGCUUCAUCAGCACCACAGAGCAGCGGACAGCUCCGCUCUGUCUUCUCCGGACAUCCUGUCCAGAAACUCUGCUUUCCGCUCCAGUCUGACGCUCUGUCACCGCCUGGUUCAAGUCUGGAAGAAGCGCAGAGACCGGGAGACGGAGGGAUCCGUGACUGACUGAGCUCAAUAUGUACCAGGGACAUUUACAGGGGAGAGACUCUAGGGCUGCAGAUAAGACUGUUGCCAUGGUCCUGAAGGAGAUACCAAGUAAGGCGUCAUCAGAAGGGAAGCCCCUCCUCACAGUGACUACCAAGCUGGUGAACGAGCAACAAGAGAGCCGACCGCUGUUGAGCCCUUCCAUCGAUGAUUUCCUCUGUGAGACCAAAUGCGAUGGGAUUUCCCGCCCAGUGACCUCCAACACAGCUGUUCUGUCUUCAACACUGGACCUUCUAGAUCUGAGUGAACCCAGUGAGAGGAGGAACAGCAAAGACAGGAAGAGCAUCCUAUCAUCCCGGAGUGAUGGCCAGCAGAACAACUCAAACAAGAAGAAGACGGAUGAGACAGAGCUGAUCCAGGUGGAAGUGGAGCACACAGGUCCAAACACGAGAAACCCAGACAUGACAUCACUGGACACAGUUACUAUUGGGUCAUUGGAUAAAUGGGAGGAGCUAAAUCCCAUUGCUGAAAGAAAUGGCAACAAAAAAUGGAAGUUGGAAAGACGACGUUCUUCUAAAAAUUCAUCCAAUGAGUUUUUGUGGUCUACAGACUGUAAAACACAAUCAGACACUUCAAAUAAGAACACCUUGGAAUUAAACACCAAAGUUGAAUCAGAAUCUGCUCUCGCAUCACAGCUCAACAAGCAGUAUAUUAGUGGAAGACAUGCUCGGCUAACGAAGGAGCAGCGCUGGGGGAGUGCCCUGCUGUCCAGACAUCAGUCCCUGGAGGAGGAGUUUGAGCGAGCCAAGGCUGCUGUUGAGUCAGACACGGAGUUCUGGGACAAGAUGCAAGCAGAGUGGGAAGAGCUGGCUCGACGAAACUGGCUAACUGAAAACGAGCAGGCACAGAUUCCUUCGUCUGUAUCUCCACAUGAGAAGGGUUACUACUUUCACACAGAUAAUCCGUAUAAGGACCUGCCUAAUGCAUUCGAAGAGGGACUAAAGAAAUCCCGAGAUGGAGACUUGCCAGACGCUGUGCUUUUACUGGAAGCAGCCGUAUUGCAAGACCCUCACGAUUCAGAGGCUUGGCAAGUGUUGGGCACCACACAGGCUGAAAAUGAAAAUGAGCAGGCAGCGAUUGUAUGUCUUCAAAGGUGUUUGGAACUUCACCCAAACAACCUCCCUGCCCUCAUGGCUCUAGCGGUGAGCCUGACCAACACUGGUAUGCGUAACGACGCCUGUGAGGCUCUGCUCUGCUGGAUGAAAUACAACCCCAAGUACAAGAACAUGCUGAAGGGCAAGACCCACCUGAUAGGAUCCCCGAACUCUCAACGCAGGAUGUCUUAUGCUUCAAACAUGACACGAUACGAAAGCUCACUGCUGCCAGAGGUCAAGGAGAUCUUCCUGGAAGCGGUUCAGCACAACUCGGACAGCAUUGACCCGGAUUUGCAGACAGGCCUCGGGGUUCUCUACAACCUCAGCGGGGAGUUCAACAAAGCUGUAGAGGCCUUCAAUACUGCCCUGUCAGUGCGGCCUGAGGACUACUUGUUGUGGAAUCGACUGGGAGCCACGCUGGCUAAUGGGGACCGGAGUGAAGAGGCGGUGGAGGCUUACACGAGGGCCCUGGAGCUGCAUCCAGGGUUUAUCCGGUCGCGCUACAACCUGGGCAUCAGCUGCAUUAACCUGGGGGCACACAGAGAAGCAGCCAGCAACUUUCUGACUGCUUUAAGUCUACAGAGAAAAAGCCGAAGUCGACAGCAGUCUCACGAGGUGAUGUCUGGAAACAUCUGGGCAGCUCUGAGGAUAGCGUUGUCCAUGAUGGACCAGCCUGAACUCUUCCAGGCAGCAAACAUCGGUGACCUGGAUCUCCUCAUGCGGGCUUUUAACUUAGACUUUUGAGGGUAAAAACAAGAAGUGAUGAAUCUCCCUCAUCAUUCCUUCUCUGCUCUCUAACCAGAAGCCAAAAACCCAAAGCGCACAUUUCUGAGUUAGCCUAAGAGGAAGGUGCGUUUAGUUUGCACACUAGAAUGAUGGUCAAACCCCGUGAUUGCUUUUAUUAUUUUUUAUUUUUGUGCCCUGAUUCUUCGGAGAGGUUCUGAGGCUGGUUCUUCCAAAGGGUUUGGACGAACUGCUUUGUGAUGGAAUUUGCGCUGCAAUUUGUGAUUUCCCUAAAGAGCACAAGGACGGGCAAAGAUUGUACGAGCAAUGCCUUAGAGAACGCAUCAAUUAAAAACUGACUCAUCCAGUGGAACUGAGGGGGGCAGGAGUGACAGCCACUUUUAAGACUCCCACAGAGGACCCCCCCACCCCCACCCCCACACCCCACGCCAAGCCAUUUGCAGCUAAAAGACAAGGCUUCGAGAGGAAAACUGUUGACUCAGGAUUGUUCAGAGAGCAAAUGUUACAGGCAGCCUGCCUCACAUAAGCAGGAGCUCCAGACUGUCUUCCUGGCUUCUGCUCUGUCAGUGGAGAGUUAUUUAACUGCAUAAAUAAGCAAUUUCAAAGGUGGAUAUUUGUCUAAAUCCUACACGCUUGUAGAAGAUUCUCCCUUUGCACUUAGCUUCAGUUAAUUUCCUGAGUCCAAGUGGAAUGUGCAACCCUUACCCAAGCCUUACUCAGACGCAUGCAUCCACUUACAUUUAUUUACUAAAAGACAACAACUUUUCGUUUUUUCUUUACUUAUCAGUUUUUGUCUCAGCUCCUGCAGUCUUGUCGUUCCCUUUAAGCUGAUUGGCUGGAGAAAUGCAUCCAAUUCCGAUGAGAUCAAGUGAUCUGUAAUCAUUUUUAAAUUUCUCAUCAGCUUCAGUUAUUGCAUGUUUUCUUCAGAGGCCACAAAAGCUCAUACACACGUCAUAUUCUUAUUUUCAUUUCUGCAGAGGAUAUUUGCUUUAUUACAACUCAUUAUGUCCCAUGGAAAUAUUUGUAUUUUCAAGACUUGAGACUGCAGCUUGAUGAAUUUCCGAAUGCACUCAUCUAUAUCCAAGCUGCAGAAGCUGCAAAACUCAUACUUGUAAUUAAAUCACUCCUUCUUAGCCAUCAUGCAUGAUUUAAAUAUUUACAUACGCUGCUCAGAGUGUUGCACCUUAUUUGUUUUGCUACAUUAAUAUGCAUCCAUUUAAAAAUAACUAAAAUAUAAUAAAAAUCUUCUCAAGAUUAAUUUUCUGCAACUCCUCAGAAGCGUUUUGUACAAACACGCCUUGCAAGUUGCGCUGACAGCUUCCUUUGAGUUCUAGUCUGAAAGUCAUUUUGUAAACUGAACAUUAUGCCACUUGCCACGCAACAGAGUCAAUGAUAGAUUAUCUGCUGUAGCGCUCAGCUCUGCACUCUCUAGUGUUUAUCAAGCGUGUCCACAGUCUGGGUGUGCUGCAGAAAGUGUCUUAUUGUUGUCGGCUCCUAUGCAAAAAGGUCAUCUUUCAUGUUGCUGCUCUGAAUUGUCGGUUGGUCCCCGUCUGCCUCGGCAGACCAAAGGGAAGUGUUGAUUCUGUGUUUUAAAAGAAUACUAUCGGGGACGACCAGAGACCAGCACCAGAACCAUUCAUCUUCCAAGCAGCACAGCUGGGAUGUCACACUCUGUCAGAAGGAAGGUUUUAUCAAGGGACUGGUGGGGGAAACGAACGCCAUCCAGCUUUUGAAUUUUUGUAAUUCUCGGCCAUAGAAAUGUCUUUGGCUGUAGGUGGAGACUUAAAAGUCACAGCUGUACACCUUUGCUCGCGCUGGAAACGUUCUCAUGGAUGCUAACUCUGCCCCUGGAGAAGAAGGAAACUCCACCACUGUAGCUAUUGUCCCAAAAAUCUAAACAACACUAAAAGUAAGAUUAUGCUGCGAGCUGAGAGUGAUGUGCAUUUACUGGAGCAUGGGAUUGGAACAGAAUAGCAUUUAAACAUUUUCCAAAUUUGUAAAUAAUUUUCAGUCACGCUGAUGGAAUGGCCUUAGUUUGGGAGUUUCCAGGUUCCACGUAGAUCAACGCCCCUUUAAAGUGUAGGUUGUUGGGUCUUCUUUGUCUGAAAUGACUUGUUUUGAAUUGAAACUGCAGUUUUUAUAGUGAAUAUGGAGACAAGUCACUUCUGGUGCAAGAACAAUGUCAUAUAGAGUUACAACCUGUUUUUUACUCCUUCAGCUGAAGACGUUCCUAUGAAUAAGAAGCUUUGGCCAUGUGGAAUGUUAGGGUUCAUUUAGAUUUGCUCUUACUAGGGAGGACUUAAAGAGGCAGGAGCAGAAAUAAAGCGCAUGUGCAGUAAAUGGUGAACAGGUAGUGUUUUACCUGCAGAAGGCAGCAAUCAGAGAUUUUAAUUCAGUGUUUGAGUGGGGUUGCAUGGUGUUCAUGACAUAUUACCACACUGAUGAACUGAAUAGAUGGUAAACUAGUUCACACCUUGAUGAUUUUGCACAAGACAGUUCUUUAAUGUAACUAUUUUUUAAACCAAACAUUUUUUUUAUUUCAUCCCAAAAUAACAACUACAUACUACUUAUUUGAGCAAAUUAAUUGCACAAGUGGAAACAUGAACAAAGUGCCUUUUUCUGCAGAAAUCAGAGGAUAUUUGCAUGAGUCGUAUGUUAUAAAAUGUAAAUGGCUGGAAAUUAAACAAACUUGAUGGGCUAAAUUAAUUACUCUGUAAAUUGUCUUCAUGCAAUUAGUAGAACAACACAAAUGAACAGAUGCAAAAAAUAGUGACGAUUGAAACUGUCUCGUGCAAAAGAGAAGUGCAAAAAUCUGAACAUUUGGUAAAACUGCUGAGAAGGUUUGAAGUUGGUUUAAAAGGAUGAUUCUGAUUUCUGAUAGUGCAAACUUCUGCCUGAUUCUCCAAAGUGAUAUUUCUCUGAUCGCAUUCUACUGCAGAUUUAAUGCUGACUAUGUACUCCAAACUACCUUUCAUCCAUCCAUCCAUCCAUCCAUCCAUUUUCAUGUGGUUAUCCGGGGUCGGGUUGCAAGGACAGCAACUUAAGCAGAGAAGCCCAUGGCUUCCCUCUCCCCAGCCACUUGGGCCAGCUCCUCCGGGGGAAUCCUAAGGUGUUCCCUGGCCAGGUGAGACAUAGUCCCUCCAUCGACUGGUAAUACGAGAGCUCCAGACGAGUACAACGCCCGCAUCACUGCAGAUGCAGCACCAAUCCGCCUCUGAAUCUCACUCUCCAGCUUUCCCUCACUCGUGAGCAAGACCCCAAUACUUAAAACUCCUCCACUUAAGACAGGACCUCAUCCCUGAAGGCAUUCUACCCUUUUUCGACUCAAGACCAUGGUCUUGGAUAUAGAGGAGCUGAUUCUCAUCCCAGCUGCUUCACACUCGGCUGUGAACCGCUCCAGAGAAAGCUGGAGAUCACGUUCUGAUGAAGCCAGCAGGACCAUAUCAUCUGCAAAAAGCAGAGACCUGAUCCUCAGGCCACCAAAUCAGAUCCCUUCAACACCUUGGCUGCACCUAGAAAUUCUGUCGGUAAAAGUUAUGAACAGAAUCUGUCACCAAGGGCAGCCAUCUCUCACCAGAAACGAGCCCGACUUACUGCUGUUAAUGUGUACCAAGCUCUGACACCGGUCAUACAGGGACCUAAAAGCCCGUAUCAGAGGGCCUGGUCCCACAUAUGCCCGAAGUACCCCCACAGGCCCCCCCAGAGGGACCCGGUCCAACACGUUCUCCAGAUCCACAAAAUACAAAACACUCCCAUGCACCCUCCAGGAUCCCCUUAAGGGUAUAGAGCUGGUCCAGUGUUUCACACUGCCUGAUCCUUCAAAUUCCAACCCCCAAAAAUAAUCUGUGUCCAGGUUUUCUCGAACUCCUCAUCUCAUGAACAUGUAAAGUGGGGUGAAUUUUACUGUUUGUUACUAGAACAUCAUUAGCUCCUUUAGAUUCUUUUGGGUCAACAAUUAUCCUUCUAAAACAAUAUUUACAACAAUGAACUUGAAUCAGUCAAAAAUAUGUUAUUGAGCCUGGUGUCCACCAUUAACGUGCUCGUUCUCCAAAUAUUAGGAAAGUUGAGCUAACUCAAGUAUUUUUAUGUUUUGCACUGAAAGUGUCAACAGAACUGUAGGAAACAUGAUGUCUGGGGAUUUUCUGAUUUCCUAUCAGCUCUAGAUUUUGUAUCUGCCUGUAGGCCUUUGCCUUUUUUGCACCUCGUCACUCUGUAUAAAAGAAAACAAAAGAAAAUAUCAAACCUGAACUAAAUCUCAACUUUGGAUCAUUAUAAAUGAUGCAGGGAAAUGACUAUAUUACUUAUUUAGAUCUAACAACCUUCUCAGGUGAAAUGACGUAGCUUGUAACGCAUGCUCCUGAGGAAGUGAGGCUGACAGCAUGUUAGUCAUUUUGUCCUUUUGAGUCUUUAUUUGUAUGCAUGUAAGUGCUUUCUUUUGCUAUCGCUAACAUAAAAUUAAGUAUAAGAUGAGGUUUCCUUGCACUAUUUCUACAACAUACCUGCAGCCGUGGUGUUAUUUAUUCAGUACGUAUUGAACACAUAUCGUAGUUUCUUGCAUAGAUGAGAUCAGGUGAGGCAGGAUGUUAGAGCUGACCUGCUACAACUGACUCGUUGUGAUUAGUCUGUAGAAAUUUUGGAAUUGCACUUUGUAUAAACACAGAUAAAUGCUGCUGUGACCCCUACCUUUCCAGAUACCCUUAAGUGUGCAUAAUCAAUUUUAUUUUUUUAAUAAUAUUUGGAAACAUUGUGACUGUUUUACUUAUAGGCGAAACGUUUAUUUUUUGUUUAUCGUUUCUAUAAUUAUAAAAUAUUAAAAAUGUUUAUACAGAACAAAUUAUUAACAACACACUUUAAAAACUCAAAAUUCUACAUGGAUUCAGGAUAAUGAAAAAUAGAGAAUGUAAUAAAUGUGGUAAAAUUGUUUCAUAGAUAUCAGAACUAUUUUGUAGCUCAGCUCAUAAUUUUUUCCCGUUAUAUUUAUUCAAAUCGAACAAUUAUUAAAAAAUACAGUAAGAACUCUAUAUAAUUAAAGUCUUAUGAGAUAUUAAGAGUUUCAACUGAAAAGCAGGAAUUAAAUAAGAAACUUGCAAUGGAGCAAAAAUCUGAUUUUUGACUUUUGCUGAAGUUGAAUUUAUUUUGUUAAUUUUUAUGACUUUGUUUCCUAACCUCUCACUUGAUUUUGUGCACUUUCAGGUGCUCAUACAUCUAAAGCCUUUGUGCUUUACGGAGCAACUUAAUGCUGGUUUCUUCGUUGUAAAAUAAAUAAUUUAACGGUUUAAAGCUCCUUCAAAGGUCGGGGAUCAUGACGGUUAUUAAUCUGUGUGUAUUUUAUUCCGACUCCUUAAAUUGUAUAAAAGAAAUUUGUUCCUAGUUUAUCAACGCAUCCCACAGGUAUAAAUAAAAUUAUAUUUUGAUGAAUGAAAGUAGAACCUAUAUACUUUAUAGACAUUUAUCGAACCACCUGCUUAUUAAUCUACCUGUAUAAUCACAAGGAAAGCAUUAGCACCUUUGAAACGUACAUGACAGAAGCAAACCUUUAAAAUAAACUGUU